AUGCAUAUUCCAUCUUUUGCUUGCUGCAUUGUCUUUCUAUCUGUGAUCUUCUGUUUCUGCACUAAAAUCUCCUUAUCGGAUUCCGAUAAUCUCCAGGACACAUGUCCUACCUCCCUAGGAAAACAAACCUUCUUCAUCAAUGGCUUCCCUUGCAAGAACCCAAACAACAUCAGCGCCCCAGAUUUCAAGACUUCCAAACUGACCCAACCGGGCGACAUAGACAACUUCUUUGGCUCUGCAGUUACCCUUGUCACUGCCGCAGAGUUUCCAGGCCUAAACACACUUGGCCUCUCAGUUGCAAGAACUGACUUGAGAGUUGAUGGUCUGGUGAGGCUUCACUCCCACCCAAGAGCUUCGGAAAUGUUCUUUGUCAGCAAAGGCAUUGUGCUAGUGGGGUUCAUCGACACACUAAACCAGCCAUUCCAGACGAUUCUCAAGGAAGGAGAUGUGUUCGUGUUCCCCAGGGGUCUGCUUCACUUUUGUCUGAAUGCUGGUUAUGACAUUGCCACUGGUUUAUCAGUGUUCAAUAGCCAGAAUCCAGGGGUGGUGAGCAUUUCUGAUGCCAUGUUCGAGCCUAAGCCGGAUGUGAUAAAGAAGCUUACAGAGGGCUUUGUCACUAGUCACCUUAGAAAUGCCACUUUAAGUGGAUUUUCAAGUUUUUGA
Messenger RNA from Fragaria vesca subsp. vesca, 663 nucleotides. Its product is annotated as germin-like protein subfamily 3 member 4-like. The record is from RefSeq and is a predicted model, not a curated record. Gene Ontology annotation, cellular component: cell wall. The transcript has a single exon. NCBI's taxonomy places the organism in Eukaryota, Viridiplantae, Streptophyta, Magnoliopsida, Rosales, Rosaceae. The coding region runs from base 1 to 663 and encodes 220 amino acids. Gene Ontology annotation, molecular function: manganese ion binding.